Mus musculus (house mouse) is the source of this 3770-nucleotide messenger RNA. It is a transcript of the gene Ttll12, whose product is annotated as tubulin tyrosine ligase-like family, member 12. The transcript has 14 exons. NCBI's taxonomy places the organism in Eukaryota, Metazoa, Chordata, Mammalia, Rodentia, Muridae. Gene Ontology annotation, cellular component: cytosol; microtubule cytoskeleton; nucleus. The record is from RefSeq and is marked validated. Gene Ontology annotation, molecular function: acid-amino acid ligase activity; histone H4K20me2 reader activity; catalytic activity, acting on a protein. Gene Ontology annotation, biological process: negative regulation of type I interferon-mediated signaling pathway; regulation of mitotic cell cycle; chromatin organization. Bases 48 to 1967 code for a protein of 639 amino acids.
GUCCGCUUAAAUCCUGCGGUGGGCGGCGCCGUGCUCUUCCGAGCACUAUGGAGAUCCAGUCCGGGCCGCAGCCUGGCAGUCCCGGCCGCGCCGAGAGGCUGAACGCGCGGCUGCUGGACGAGUUCGUGUCGCUGCACGGCCCUACGCUGCGCGCCUCGGGAGUCCCAGAGCGACUAUGGGGCCGCCUUCUGCACAAGCUGGAGCACGAGGUUUUCGAUGCCGGGGAGAUGUUUGGGAUAAUGCAGGUGGAGGAGGUGGAGGAGGCUGAGGACGAGGCCGCCAGGGAGGCUCAGAGGAAGCAGCCCAACCCUGGGGGCGAGCUGUGCUACAAGGUCAUUGUGACCAGUGAGAGCGGCGUCCGGGCUGACGACCCCAACAGCAUCUUCCUCAUCGACCAUGCCUGGACGUGCCGUGUGGAGCAUGCACGCAAACAGCUGCAGCAGGUACCUGGACUCCUGCACCGGAUGGCCAACCUCAUGGGCAUCGAGUUCCAUGGGGAAGUGCCCAGCCCAGAGGUUGUGGCCCUAGUGCUGGAGGAGAUGUGGAAAUUCAACCAGACCUAUCAGCUGGCCCAUGGGACAGCCGAAGAGAAGGUGCCAGUGUGGUACAUCAUGGACGAGUUUGGCUCGAGGAUCCAGCACUCAGACAUGCCCAGCUUCGCCACUGCUCCCUUCUUCUACAUGCCCCAGCAGGUGGCAUACACGCUGCUGUGGCCCCUAAGGGACCUAGACACAGGCGAGGAGGUGACCCGGGACUUUGCCUACGGAGAGGCAGACCCUCUGAUCCGGAAAUGCAUGCUGCUGCCCUGGGCCCCCGCCGACAUGCUGGACCUCAGCUUCUCUACGCCUGAGCCUCCUGCCAAGUACUACCAGGCCAUUUUGGAGGAGAACAAGGAGAAACUGCCGCUCGCCAUUAGCCCAGUGGCACGUCCCCAGGGCCACGUCUUCAGAGUCCACUGCGACGUGCAGCAGGUGCUCGGCCACCUUACCCACCCUCGCUUCACCUUCACUGAUAGCGAGGCUGAUGCCGACAUCUUCUUCCACUUCUCACACUUCAAGGACUACAUGAAACUCAGCCAAGAGAGCCCACAGGUGCUACUCAACCAGUUCCCCUGUGAGAAUCUGCUGACUGUUAAGGACUGUCUGGCCUCCAUCGCUCGCCGGGCUGGGGGUCCUGAGGGUCCCCCCUGGCUACCCCGAACCUUCAACCUGCGCACUGAGCUGCCCCAGUUUGUCAGCUAUUUCCAGCACCGGGAGAGGCGGGGUGAAGACAACCACUGGAUCUGCAAGCCCUGGAACCUGGCCCGCAGCCUGGACACUCACGUCACCAACAACCUCCACAGUAUCAUUCGGCACCGAGAGAGCACCCCCAAGGUUGUGUCCAAGUACAUCGAAAGUCCCGUCUUGUUCCUCCGAGAAGAUGUGGGGAACGUCAAGUUUGACAUCCGCUACAUUGUGCUGCUGCGCUCAGUGAGGCCGCUGAGGUUGUUUGCUUACGAUGUGUUUUGGCUACGCUUCUCCAAUCGGCCCUUCGCCCUCGAUGACCUAGACGACUAUGAGAAGCAUUUCACCGUCAUGAACUAUGACCCGGAUGUGGUGCUGAAGCAGGUGCACUAUAAUGAGUUCAUCCCUCAGUUUGAGAAGCAGUACCCAGAGUUUCCCUGGAGUGAUGUUCAGGCUGAGAUCUUCAAGGCCUUCACGGAGCUGUUCCAAGUGGCAUGUGCCAAGCCACCGCCCAUGGGCCUCUGUGACUACCCCUCAUCCCGGGCCAUGUAUGCCAUUGAUCUCAUGCUCAACUGGGACAACCACCCAGAUGGAAAGCGGGUGAUGCAGCCCCAAAUCCUGGAGGUGAACUUCAACCCCGACUGCGAGCGAGCCUGCAGAUACCACCCCUCAUUCUUCAAUGAUGUCUUCAGCACUUUGUUUCUGGACGAGACUGACAACUGCCAUGUCACCCGCAUCAUCUAGGUGCCCAGAGUUCUGCCUGUUCUCAUAGCCAGUUCCAGCCGGUUCCAGCCGGUCCAGCCUCUGCUCACAGAACUGCCUUUGCAGUCCCAGGCUUCUCCCUCCCUCCCUCUCUCCCCUCCUUCCUUCCUCAGCCAGAGCCUUGGCCUAAGUUAUACUCAACCCUCCUGAGCCGUGUUCCUGCUCCAUAUGUGGGAUAUCAGGUCCAUGUGUGGCAGAGCUGGACAGUGAGUGGUGUCCCAAGGACUGGGCUCCGACCAGCUGUACCUGGUCUCUGUACCUCUUAACGCCCUCUCUUCUCUGAAGAGUCUGCAGCUCAGCUAAGGGCUUUUCUCCUGGCAUCCAGAAAGUUCGCAGACCAAGAAAUGUUCUGCAGAAACAGGGUUCGACGAGGGAAGUGUUUGGGAACCCGGUAUCCACAAGGGCCAGGGAGUACUCUCAGAAUCUCUGCCCUCCUGUCCCAUGGCUGCUGCAAGCAGGGUACGGGAACCCUGUGUUGCACCCACAGGCCCCAGAACAGCCAAGGGGAAACAUUUGCCAACCCGGCCUUAUGCCUCGGCAUCCUCCGCCAGAGCCUUCACCAGCAGACUUCUCAGCCAUGCCUACCCUGGGUGUUUCCCUUCUGGGAAGCUGGGCUAUGCAGAGUCCCAUGGUCUCUGCAUGUUGGUACCUCACCAAGUCCCACUGUGCUCUUGUGGUAGACAGGGUGCUAGGUUGCUCUAGGGCUGUGACAUUUCAUGGCAGAAUCCAAGCAGGAGUGGCUGUGGAAAUGCCAGAGCGGCUAAGAUGGCUCUGGAGAGAACUUCAUGUGGGAAUCAGGCUGCCUCUUGCCAAAGUUCAGAGUCCUAGUGUUAAGGUUUUGGGUUUGGUUUUCCUUCAACCUGCAGGAAAGACAAUGUUACGUGGAGUUCCUAAUUUUGUUGCUGGAAUUUGAAGUCAGCCACCAUUGCUUCUGUAACUGCUGGGCGCUGGGAUCCUGCCCCCAGGAAGUUAAGAGUGGGCAGGAGCUCCUUCCAGAUGUCCUACUGUUCGGGUGGGACACUGUGGUGGCUGUUGUACUUGUGAAGGUAAAAGUGACCUUCUCUUAGCAUGACUGGACAUGGUUCUUCCUGCUCAUCUCUGGGCUUGUAGGCCACCUGUUAGGGAGCCUGCCCCCGCCACCAUCAGGGUCAGGGUAGAGACACUUGUGGUGGUCGCACCCCUGGAAAGCGGCUGGCAUCUGCCCUUUUAUACUGCAGUAAAAUACGCCUCCUUUCCACCUGGUCUUUUCUCUUUGGGGCCCUAGAGGCCUGGGCUGGGCUGGCAGGGCGGCUGUGUCCCUCCAAGGUUGCAAGCAGACCCAACAUGUCACCACGUGUGCUUUGAGAAAUGAGAAGGAAAAGAAAGACCUCCGAGCUCCCUAAGGCAGUCUAGCUUCCUAGUUAGAGUCCCAGUUCCAAGCUGGAGAAGAGAUCUGACCUGACCAGUCCACACUACCAACCCAAGGGGGCGUUGGGGGCCGCAGGGUCUGAGGCUUGGUCCCACCUGGUGGCCUUGAGAAAUAGCAUUCUCUAUGUUACCUCCUUGUUCUGGAGUGGGGAUGAGAGGCCAUAAUUCAUGAGGUAGUCAAGAGGCUCUGGGGGCUGGCAGAGGACCAGCAAGACAGCUCACCGAGUAAAAAUGCCUGCUGCCAAGCCUGAAGACUUCCCUGGGAGCUACAGGAGAGAGAACCAACUCCCACGGGUUGUCCUCUGACCUCCAUGUGUAUACCAUGGGACAUGUGACUGGACAGGCAUGUACACACAAAAAUAUAAUUUAAAAGUCUUC